AUGAACACCAUCGUCUUCAACAAGCUCAGUAGCCAAGUGCUUUUCGAGGACAGCGGUGCCAAGGAACGGGAGCGGGGCGGUCGACCUUACAGUGGGGUCCUGGAUGGGGCCCACCACCACCACCACCCGGAGGUGGUCAUUCCCGACAGCCCAUCAAUCAAAGAUAACCUCAGUCUCAGACACAGGAGGACAGGGGCUCGACAGAAUGGAGGGAAGGUGAGGCACAAGCGGCAGGCCCUACAAGACAUGGCACGGCCCCUCAAACAGUGGCUUUACAAGCAUCGGGACAACCCAUACCCCACCAAGACUGAGAAAAUCCUCUUGGCCCUAGGCUCCCAGAUGACCUUGGUGCAGAGUUUUUUGCCUCCCCUAGAUGGAGAAAAUCCCCCAAGAAACCACGUGAAUGAAUCCGGGUAUAAUAACCCAGUUCAUCAUGCAGUAAUUAAAACAGAGAGCUCUGUGAUCAAAACUGGAGUAAGACCAGAGCCCGGCACCAAUGAGGACUACGUGUCACCCCCUAAAUACAAGAGCAGCUUGUUGAACCGGUACCUUAAUGACUCUUUGCGACACGUCAUGGCCACAAAUGCAGCAAUGAUGGAAAAAACGAGACAGAGAAACCAUUCGGGGUCAUUUAGUUCCAAUGAAUUUGAGGAGGAACUGGUGUCUCCAUCAUCAUCAGAAACUGAAGGCAACUUUGUCUAUCGAACAGACACUCUGGAAAAUGGAUCCAAUAAGUGUGACAGUGCAGCUAACAGAAAGGGCGGGAGCAAAGAUGAAACCUAUUGGAAGGAAAUCAAUGCAGCGAUGGCCUUAACUAAUCUGGCGCAGGGAAAAGACAAACUGCAGGGCACCACCAGCUGCAUCAUUCAGAAAUCAUCGCAUAUAUCAGAGGUUAAGACUGUCAAAGUGCCACUAGCCCAACAAUUUUAAGUGCUUGCUACCUGUGGGAUCCAAUGGACAUUCCUCACGCCAUUUGUAUUUCUGUAAAGUCAGAACCCAAGACCUGGAGCAAGCAUCAA
Messenger RNA from Gracilinanus agilis (Agile Gracile Mouse Opossum), 1019 nucleotides. RefSeq names its product mohawk homeobox (gene MKX). The record is from RefSeq and is a predicted model, not a curated record. Gene Ontology annotation, cellular component: nucleus. The transcript is spliced from 5 exons. NCBI's taxonomy places the organism in Eukaryota, Metazoa, Chordata, Mammalia, Didelphimorphia, Didelphidae. Gene Ontology annotation, biological process: muscle organ development; regulation of transcription by RNA polymerase II; cell development. Gene Ontology annotation, molecular function: RNA polymerase II cis-regulatory region sequence-specific DNA binding; DNA-binding transcription factor activity, RNA polymerase II-specific. Bases 1 to 930 code for a protein of 309 amino acids.